This is a messenger RNA of Balaenoptera musculus (blue whale), 5248 nucleotides long. It is a transcript of the gene SENP1, whose product is annotated as SUMO specific peptidase 1. Gene Ontology annotation, molecular function: deSUMOylase activity. The coding region runs from base 568 to 2634 and encodes 688 amino acids. Lineage: Eukaryota; Metazoa; Chordata; Mammalia; Artiodactyla; Balaenopteridae. Gene Ontology annotation, biological process: protein desumoylation. Gene Ontology annotation, cellular component: nucleus. The transcript has 19 exons. The record is from RefSeq and is a predicted model, not a curated record.
GAAGCUGGGGGAGGGGUGAGGAUGGAGGGAGCUUGGGCCGGGAGGCAGUGCGAGCCCGGGCCCGGCAGCCUGGGCUGGGCUGGACGGAAGCGGGGACGGCUGUGGGGACGGCGCUUUUUCCUCUGCCCCGCCCCCUGGGACCACCUCCCCUCACCCCUGCUGUCUGCCGGCCGCGGUCUGGCCGGUGGCCGUUAGUUAGGUUUCCCGAGGCCGUUCCUUGAGGCCUCUUUCUCCGGGGUCGAGGAGAGGCCGUCUCCCUAAGGUCACGGCCGGCCCCAUCUCAGCACCGAGCCCUACGUGUGAGGAAAAGGCCGGUUGGGAUUUCGGGGCUUUCCCGCCAGAGCAGGUCUUCUCUCAGGGGAAAGCUGUUUUCACCGGGAAGCUCAGCUUUUCUGUUAUACCUGCUUCACCUCCCGCCUUCCUUGAGACCUGAAAGAUAUUUCUCGACUACUUCUGCGUCUCACGUAAACAUUUCUCCAACUCUUUUUACUCUGUGGUAUCUCCCCGAGAUGUGAUACCGCUAGUGCCACCACCAGAGAGAAGCGUCUGGACCCUCCUGCCCAGGUUAUGAAAAUCCCCUUAACCGCCACCGUUUGCUUACCUGGCUCAUCGCCUUCUGGACUUUGUAUCUUUGCUGAAGUCAGUGAUGUGAAAACACCUGACAUGGAUGAUACCGCUGAUAGGAUGAGGAUGGAUGCUGGAGAAGUAACUUUAGUGAACCACAACUCCAUAUUCAAAACCCAUCUCCUGUCACAAACAGGUUUUCCAGAGGACCAGCUUUCACUUUCUGACCAUCAGAUUUUACCUUCCAGGCAAGGAAAUUUGGACCGAUCUUAUACUUGUUCUACAAGAAGUGCAGCUUAUCCAAAUUAUUAUUCAGGAUUCUUUGUCAGCAAGAUGAGAUCUCCUCCCCUAAAAAGACACAACCCUUCCUCAGACAGUUUUCUUGGCUCAGGAGACCUAAGAACCUUUGGCCAGAGUGCAAAUGGCCAGUGGAGAAAUUCCACUCCAGCAUCAGGUUCAACUUUACAAAAAUCAAGAAACAGCCGAAGUCUUUACCUCGAAACCCGAAAGACCUCAAGUGGAUUAUCAAACACUUUUACAGGAAAGUCAAACCAUCACUGUCAUGUGUCUGCAUAUGAAAAAUCUUUUCCUAUUAAGCCUGUUCCAAGUCCAUCUUGGAGUGGUUCAUGUCGUCGAAAUCUUUUGAGCCCCAAGAAAACUCAGAGGCGACACAUUAGUACAGCAGAAGAGACAGUUCAAGAGGAAGAACGAGAGAUUUACAGACAGCUGCUACAGAUGGUCACAGGGAAACAGUUUUCUGUAGCCAAACCUACCACACACUUUCCUUUACACUUGUCUCGAUGUCUUAGUUCCAGUAAGAAUACUUUGAAAGACUCACUGUUUAAAAAUGGAAACUCUUGUGCAACCCAGAUCAUUGGCUCUGAUACUUCAUCAUCUGGAUCGGCCAGCAUUUUAACUGCCCAGGAACAAUUGUCCCACAGUGUGUUUUCCAUAUCAUCUUAUACCCCAGAUGUUGUUGCAUUUGGAUCCAAAGAUUCUGAUCCUCUCCAUCAACCCCAACAUCACCACUCUCUUUCACAUCAGCCAGAUAACUUACCAGCUUCAAAUACACAAUCUGAAGACUCUGUGAUUUUACUCAAAGUGAAAGAUUCCCAGACUCCAACUCCCAGUCCUACUUUUUUCCAGGCAGAGCUGUGGAUCAAAGAAUUGACUAGUGUUUAUGAUUCUCGAGCACGGGAAAGAUUGCGCCAGAUUGAAGAGCAGAAAGCACUGGCAUUACAGCUUCAAAACCAGAGACUGCAGGAACAAGAACAUUCAGUACAUGAUUCAGUAGAACUGCAUCUUCGUGUGCCUCUUGAAAAGGAGAUUCCUGUCACGAUCGCCCAAGAAACAGGAAAAAAAGGUCAUAAAUUAACGCAGAGCGAAGAUGAAUUUCCUGAAAUCACAGAGGAAAUGGAGAAAGAAAUAAAGAAUGUAUUUCGUAAUGGGAACCAGGAUGAAGUUCUGAGUGAAGCAUUCCGCUUGACUAUUACACGCAAAGAUAUUCAAACUCUAAACCAUCUGAACUGGCUCAAUGAUGAGAUCAUCAAUUUCUACAUGAAUAUGCUGAUGGAGCGAAGUAAAGAGAAGGGAUUGCCAAGUGUGCAUGCAUUUAAUACCUUUUUUUUCACUAAGUUAAAAACGGCUGGUUAUCAAGCAGUGAAACGUUGGACAAAGAAAGUAGAUGUCUUUUCUGUUGACAUUCUUUUGGUGCCCAUUCACCUGGGAGUGCACUGGUGUCUUGCUGUUGUAGACUUUAGAAAGAAGAAUAUUACCUAUUACGACUCCAUGGGUGGGAUAAACAAUGAAGCCUGCAGGAUCCUCUUGCAAUACCUGAAGCAAGAAAGCAUUGACAAGAAAAGGAAAGAGUUUGACACCAAUGGCUGGCAACUCUUCAGCAAGAAAAGCCAGGAAAUUCCACAGCAGAUGAAUGGAAGCGACUGUGGCAUGUUUGCCUGCAAAUAUGCUGACUGCAUUACCAAAGACAGACCAAUCAACUUCACACAGCAACACAUGCCCUACUUCCGGAAGCGGAUGGUCUGGGAAAUCCUCCACCGAAAGCUUUUGUGAAGACUGUCUCAAUUAGCAGACGUGGACUUGUGGGAGACCAGCUCUUUGUUGUCUACAGCCAGAGACCUUGGAAACAGCUGCUCCCAACCCUCUGUUCUUGUAAAGUCCUUGAUCCUGGACCAGGCCCUGGAGAGAUGCACUCACAAGCACAUCUGCCUUUCCUUUUGUAUCUUAGAUACUAUUUUUGCAAAGAAACUUUGGUGCUGUGAAAGGGGUGAGGGACAUCCCUAAGCUGAAGAGAGAGACUGCUUUUCACUUCUUCAGUUCUGCCAUCUUAUUUUCAAAGGGCUCCAGCCUCACUCAGUCUCUAAUUAGGGGCCUGAGAGAAGCUUGGAAAGACUCUUGAUUUCAUGUAAACUCUUGUUGUUAGGCCUUACUAAGAGGUAGGAAAGGACGUGGGCAAAAAGGUAGGGAUGAAAACCACCAGCAUAUACACGCACACAUACAUACACACAGGAUUUUCAAGAUAUGUCACUGGGAAAGUGACUGUAAACUGGACUUUGGGGCACCUGCAUAAUUCCCUCCUCCAGGACUUUUCCUAUUUAUAUGCCCCUUUGUGAAAUCCGUCUGCUUCUGUACAAGGCUGUUUUAUCAUCUGUAGCAUCUUCCUCUCCUGAGGCACAACACGUGAGCCCUGGAUGGACCCCAAAGUCCCAGGCAGUCCUUUCCUUAAAAGCAGAGGCUUGCAUGUGCUCACAACACAUGAUAUGGGGAAGACCCACCCAGGGAGUGGUUUAGUGGAGUGACAAGGCACCACUUUUACUGCUACCUACUUCUGACCAAGAAGAAGGACCUCAGUCUUUAGCAUAAAAUUCCAGCAUUGGAUGAAUGCAGGUCUAGUUUGGUCUGUGGCUAGCUAGUUUAAAUAUGUUUCUAACCACAGAGAAUUUAAUAUAUAUAUAUAUUUCACAGGGAUAUGUUUUUUUUUUUUUUUGAAGGCUGAAUGUGUUCACCAUUUUAGCCUGUAGGUUUAUUACCAUUUUCCAAAUUUAGCUCCAGCACGCACAGAUCCCAGCCCCUAUGUGUAGGGUGUUUGUGGACUUCCUAACAGAAUAUUUUGAUUCCUGGUUGAAUUUUGGCUUGGGGUAGAGGUUACAGAGGGAGGCGAGAUUUUCAACUGGAAAACGGGUGGAAUUUGGACUGAUCAGCUUGAGAUUGAAAAACUGCUAUUCCUUUUGUUCUUUGUGGCAUCUCCCCACCCUCUGAGCGCUCCUCAGGCUAGAUAGUGAAACGAUCCAAUGCCAGUGUCAUUUUGUACUUAAGUUCCAAAAUAGGAACAUUUUAUACUUUUUUCUCUAUUGUAAUAGGUAGUUUUGUAUGAAAUCUUUUCUUCUCUUCCCAUGUACCUCAUCCUUUCCAACAUUGUGCUUUCUCCCUGGGCUUAUUUGAAAAUUUUACUCUGUUUUAUAUCAAGCUUGUUUAGUACAUUUUUCUAUGUGUUACCACAGGUUACAAUUUGAAAAGAAAACUAUUUUUUUUAAAUAUUCCAUUGUUAACUGAAUGUUACUGUUUUCCACUCCAGCAACUAGAUGUCCUACCUUUUUCAUACUGCCUGCCUUUGGGGGGAAGACCACCUUUUGUUUGUUUGUUUUCUUUUUUUUUCUUCUUUCUUUCUUGCCUGUUUUGUUUUGAUUUGUUUUUUUUGUUUUGUUUUGGUUUUUUUUGGUGUUUUCUAUAGGAAAUAAAUAGCUUUCUAUAUAUGAGUUCUUGGGACUUUCACAUUCUCUUUUAGAGAGCUAUGGCAUGCAGGCUCAUUGUGGGACUCCUGAACAUUGAUUCUUGGUACUUAAUGUAUUUAAGUGACAACUUGAAAGGUGACAAUAUGGUAUAGAUUUUGGACCAUGAAUCAAAAAGACCUGAGUUUUUCAGGCACUCUUGCUGUUGUCUGGGGGACUCAAAACAAGAUACUUCUCUGUAUUUAUUGUUUGUCCAUUUAGAUAACAUCUGUCUUACUUUCCUCACAGACUUUUUGUACAGACCAAAGCAACAAAUAUUUAUUGCCAUGUACAGCAGAAAAUGAAACAUGCAACAAAAGCACUUUGAAAAAUAUACAAGGAAUUGUUAAGCCUGUCUGAAUUUGGCCCCACUUUCUGACCAGUGUAGUUUUGUACAAGGUGAAGUUAGUGAUCCUGAGAUGCCCUGCAUGAGUGGUCCAGGCUGAGACACAGGUUGUGGUCCAGGGUGGGAACCAAGUAGACUUAACAUAGUGGGGGCCAUUCUUUCCAGACAGCUGCCCAAGAAGAGCAGGACUAGCAUCUGGAAACUUUCUUCUUCAUUUAAGGGCGGACCUUGAUGACAGGGGGGAAAAAAUACGACGUUCCUGUAUUCCAUGGCCAAGGGCAUGUUACCAAUGUCUUGUUUAACCUGCUUUAAACUAAAGCCUGUUGCUUUCCUUUUCUCCGAUCUUCCCCUCGCCUCUGUGUCCAGUGCUCAUAAUUACCUGCCUCCCCAAAGAAAGGGAACACUUGAUGGAUGAUAAGCUCUAGAUGCCAGAUAUGGAGCCUUCAGCAGAAACCACAGUCUCAACAAUCACUCCUGGACCCUGUACAGAGAAAAUCAGACCAUUCCUGCCCAUUUGAGGAUACAUGGUGCGAGGCACAGAGGCUAGUUCCAU